AGCAGAGGUUAAAAAAACCCACCAGCUUAGCUUUGCUAGCUAACUUAGUUAGCUUAGCAGUUUGCAUAGGAUAACACAGUUAGUAGUAGCACAUUAUCAAACAUAUUCAAGAAAUUAAUUAAGCAAACACCUAAAUUCUGCACACUUUAGCUAGCUAGAGUUUACUUUAAGCUCCAGAGUCUUCAGUAGAGGGUUUUGUGGAGCUAACCGGCUGUAUUAGCUGUGUUUAUUAGUGUUUCUGUUGAUUCUGGUAACAACAGGUCGCCUAGAGACCCUGUGUGGACACCAGCAGCAGCAGCAGUUAGUCAUGGAGCUGAUUCACAGAGCAGACAGCAGCUUUAUAACACUGGAUGAUGAGGCUCUUUCACAAGAAAUUGAGGAAAUCCAACGGUAUUCACUGGGGAAUCAGCUGAGGACAGGCCUCUUUGGUCAAGAUGCCUCAGUCCAGACAGACGUGUCCGAGCUGCCGUUGGUCAAACGUCUUUCUGAAGAAACCGCAGAACUUGUCAUGGGGAUGGAGACUUUGAAGGAAGAUGCUGCAUCAAAAGUGAAGUUGGUCGAGGCUCACUAUGAGACCAGGCUGCAGCAAGAGGCUGAGGAUUUCUACACCAGUAUUAAUUGCAAGGUCAAAGCUUUGGAGAAUCACUAUGAAGAGAAAAUAACUGUCCUGCGGAACAGCUAUCGCCAGCAGCUGUCUGACGCAAUAGAAGUAAUCAAAGCUAGUUAUAAGAAUAACGGCAUGAAGUAUGAUGAUGUGGUGGAGGCUGUACCUGCUGACAAGGCACGUGUGCAAGACCUCUUAAAAGAACUCCAGGAAAAGGAAUCUAAAAUCGAGAGUCUGAAAGAGCAGCUAAAGGAGAACCAAAGUAACAGCUCCGAGCCUGCAGAUGAUCCGGAGAAAGCCUGGCUGAGGACAGAGAAUGCCAAACUGAAUGACAUUGUUGAUGCCUUGCACGUCGAGAUGGAACAAAUGCAGCACGCUCUGGAGGCCAAAGAUCAGAGGCUGGAGGAUUUGGCUUUGGACAUUUCGCAGCUUAAGUCAAAGGCAGAAUAUGACACAAAAGCCCUGCAGAAGGUGGUCUGUGAAAACGAGAAGCUAAAGGUACAGUUGGAUGCUGAGAAGGAAGAAGGAAGAAAGCAGAUGGCCCAGCUUCAGCAAGAAAUGGAAAAAGAGAUUGAGUUUAUUAAAAUGUCACAGUCACAAAAAGAGAAACUGGCAGCUGAGAGACUGGCAGAGCAGGAGAGGCACGGUGCUCAGGAGGCCAAGCUGAAUGCCCAGAAAGCCCAGAGAGCAGCUGCCCAAGUGGAGCUGGAUUCAAAGGACAGGGCUCUAGCUGAAGAACUGGAGAAGCUGAGGAAUGAAGAGAAAUCACAGAAGCAGCACAUUGACAGGUUACAAAAGCAGAUAGCUAUGAUCAGUCGAGCGUGGGAAAAGAAGUUUGAAAUUCUCCAACAGAGCUUUCAUGCCAUUAAGGAUGAAAUGUUCUUGAGGCAGAGCCUUCAGCGCCAAGCAGCUGUACUGCACCAGGCCUCGGUUCGCUACACUAUGGAUGCUCUUGUCACACAUCAAGGCCAGAAUCCAGCAGAAGCUAGUGUUAAAACAGCUACUCUCCCCACUAAAGCUCCUCUGCCCUCAAUAGGAGCAACAGAGCGAAUAAAGCGGAAGACAGUGGACAUCCAUGUGCCGUGUGGACAGAUAAAGGCUUCUUCCACUACAGCCUAGUAUCAGCCACCAGUCUGUCGUAACGACGUGGAGGAGGGGAUGGAACAGAUUUCCUCUUCUUAUUGUGACAAAAAGAAGACUUGUGUGGGGAAAUAUGGGGUUCAAUUUUGUAAUUUUGUAUAGAUUCAGAUCACCUUUGACAGCCUAAUGUUACAUUACUGAGGUCCUGCAACCAGUGGCCCUACGUUUCUUACCUAACACUCUAUCGCGCUGUCCCAACAGGACGAUACUGCUACCAUCUCAAGAGCUUUCGCUGAGGACACAGAUGCUACGUCAUGGACAGCCACAUCAGCAGACUUGGUGACCCUAAUUAAAUGUGUAAACUGCUAGAAAUAUUUAAGCUGCAUGGGAUGGAUUAUCACAGGACAUUAUUAAGAACCUCUACAAUUCUGUUCCGAGAUGUCUGGCGUGUUGCGUUACACAUGCAUUACAAUACUACUUCUAUAUGUGUGACUUAUUGUUUCUGGUAAUCUUCAUAUUCCUUCUGAAUAGUAUUACAAUCCAACACUUCCUUCUGUGUGCAACAAUUUUUGAUAAUCAGUGUACAUAUGUGUAUCCCAUUCAAUGUUAUUAUAAAGCAGGGGUAGGUGUUUUGUUUAAUAAUUCAUAAAAAUAGAAUACGGUAACCUUUCACAUUUUUAAUUUUUUUUAUCAUUAUUAACUUCAUAGUUGUGAUUAACUACAUUGACAUAAUCCGAUCUAAUUUAGUUGCAUUAAAUGCAACAAAUGCAGCAAAAAAAAAUAAGAGACCACUUCAGUUUCUGACUCUUCUCUGAUUUUGCUAUUUAUAGGUUUAUGUUUGAAUAAAAUGAACAUUGUUUUAUUCUAUAAACUACGGACAUUUCUCCCAAAUUCCAAAUAUAAAUAUUGUCAUUUAGAGCAUUUAUUUGCAGAAAAUGA
This is a messenger RNA of Astyanax mexicanus (Mexican tetra), 2623 nucleotides long. It is a transcript of the gene c4h10orf67, whose product is annotated as chromosome 4 C10orf67 homolog. Bases 308 to 1723 code for a protein of 471 amino acids. The record is from RefSeq and is a predicted model, not a curated record. NCBI's taxonomy places the organism in Eukaryota, Metazoa, Chordata, Actinopteri, Characiformes, Acestrorhamphidae. The transcript has 16 exons.